Messenger RNA from Nothobranchius furzeri (turquoise killifish), 5614 nucleotides. The record is from RefSeq and is a predicted model, not a curated record. Lineage: Eukaryota; Metazoa; Chordata; Actinopteri; Cyprinodontiformes; Nothobranchiidae.
GUGGCAUAAUAAUUGUGUCACUGCUCCAUCAGACAGACAUUUCAACAAUCUCUUCUUAUAAGAACUGUCUCCACCCUCGGUCCAAUCGACGCGAGCACGGAACGGCCCGGCUCGACUCCCCGGUCCACCUUAAGGGCAGCCAGAGCCGGUGUUUGAUUGGAUUAGAGUGGGUUAAUAUUUGCCCUCUAACCCCGCUGAUGUUGGCUCGUUGCUUCCUGCUUCCUGAGCUCCCCCUCACCGACUGACGAAAGCUUCCGAAGCCGCACGGCGAAGCGCCCCGCACGGACACAGCUGCUGCCUACAACUCGCGGAAAGCGGAGCGGAGAGGAGAGCCGCGAAACACAAACGGAAAAGACGAUCAGCCAUGCGGAGGAAAUCGAGAAUCUUGCUGUGUUUCGCGGUGCUGUGGGUGCUGGGGAUAGCCUAUUACUUCUACUCGGGGACAGCGCUGAGUCGAAAGUCCAGGUGGAGUGGAGUCGAUGCCAGUGUGUUAGUGCCAUUAGUCUCUUGGCUGGCCAGGAAACGCUUUAGGAUUCCCCCAGAGGAGAUGGCCCAAGUGCCUGGGGAGAGGGAAGUCUGGGCCUUCGUGCUUAGGCUACUGCUACUGCCCCCCCAGAUAAGUGGCAGAAAAUGGAUGGACUCAAAAUGUUUGUCUUUAAUGAGACAGCGGUUAAAGUGCAUCUCUUUGCUUUUCUGAGCCAGGACCAUCUGUCUGGUGACAGCCCAAGCAAGGCUGUCAAGAGACACCACAGAGAGCAGAAAGAUGUCACAUGAAAGAAAAAAGGAUGGCUCUGACAGCAAGAAUAAUCGACAGGAUGAGUGGAGCUCCAGUUAUUUGUCCAGCAGGGGAAAAUCUCACAGCUCUGAUGAGAAGGCAAACGAAAAGUUCCACAGCUCGGCGACCCUGGCUCCAGGUAAGGUGCGCUGGCAGGAUUUUGACCAGGAUUUGUACGUCGGAGCAACGGUGGUCCGACCAGGACAGGACCCAUACGCCAGGAACAAGUUCAACCAGGUGGAGAGUGACAAACUCCGAAUGGACCGAGCUGUUCCGGACACCAGACAUGAUCACUGCAAACAUAAGCAGUGGCAGUCCGACCUGCCGGCCUCCAGCAUCAUCAUCACCUUUCAUAACGAGGCUCGCUCUGCUCUGCUGAGGACCGUGGUCAGCGUCCUGAAGAAAAGUCCUGGUCAUUUGGUAAAAGAGAUCAUUUUGGUGGACGACUACAGUGAUAACCGUAAGCAGCAUGCAGGAACACAUGAAACUAACACAACUGAGAGACAACAGGUAAAUUGUGCUGCUUUGUGCGUUCCAGCUGAGGACGGGGCGCUGCUGGGGAAGAUCGAGAAAGUUCGGGUUCUUAGAAACGACCGCAGAGAAGGACUGAUGCGCUCGAGGGUCCGAGGUGCAGAUGCUGCCACGGCGCCAGUGCUGACCUUCCUGGACUCUCACUGUGAAUGUAACGACCACUGGCUCGAGCCACUGCUGGAGAGGGUGGCUGAGGAUAAAACUCGAGUGGUUUCACCCAUCAUCGACGUCAUCAACAUGGACAACUUUCAGUACGUGGGAGCCUCGGCUGAUCUGAAAGGAGGCUUCGACUGGAACCUGGUCUUUAAGUGGGACUACAUGACUCUGGAGCAGCGACGAGCCAGGCAAGGCAACCCCAUCGCCCCCAUCAAGACUCCAAUGAUAGCUGGAGGUCUCUUCGUCAUGGAUAAGGAGUACUUCGAGCAGCUGGGGAAGUAUGACAUGAUGAUGGACGUGUGGGGAGGAGAGAAUCUGGAGAUUUCCUUCCGCGUGUGGCAGUGUGGUGGCAGUCUGGAGAUCAUCCCCUGCAGCAGAGUCGGCCACGUUUUCAGAAAACAACACCCGUACACCUUCCCCGGUGGUAGUGGCACCGUGUUCGCCAGGAACACAAGGAGAGCUGCAGAGGUGUGGAUGGACGAGUUUAAGAACUUCUACUAUGCUGCUGUCCCCUCAGCGAGAAAUGUCCCCUACGGAAAUAUUCAGAGUCGUCUGGAGAUGAAGAAGAGGAUAGGCUGUAAACCGUUCAAGUGGUACCUAGAGAACGUCUACCCUGAGCUGAGGGUCCCAGACCACCAGGACAUUGCUUUUGGAGCCCUGCAGCAGGGAGGAAACUGCCUGGACACUCUAGGACAUUUUGCUGAUGGGGUGGUGGGCGUCUAUGAAUGCCACAACGCUGGAGGAAACCAGGAAUGGGCCCUCACCAAGGAUAAAUCUGUGAAACACAUGGACCUGUGCCUGACUGUGGUGGACAAAACUCCAGGAUCCUUCAUCAAACUACAAGGUUGUCGAGAGAAUGACAGCCGACAGAAAUGGGAGCAGAUUGAGUCCAACUCCAAGCUUCUCCACGUGAGCAGCAACCUCUGCCUGGACAGCCGCAGCGCCAGGAUGGGCGGACUCACAGUGGAGGUCUGCAGCCCCAGUCUCAGCCAACAGUGGAAGUUCACGCUCAAUUUACAAUCAUAGGGGGCGCUACUGAGCCCUGGGAGAUGGAGACACAAAGACUGAGACGUGGAUUUAAAGACUAACUAAAAAAACUCUAGGAGAACAGCGAACUGGAUGGUCCUUAUCUUCCGUAGAGGUGCAGUAUGUGUGCACACCUCUCUACCACAUCUAACCCCUGACCUAAAACUGCGAGCCACGCCCACUUUGGGAGGGGCUUAUAGACCGUAAAGGAGGAUGAAUGACCAGUGACCACCAUGAGAAGGAUAAAAGCGAUAGAGGCUUUUGUUUCAAACUACAUACCUCAGCGUUUUGUCAUCGAUGGUUCCAGAGGCAAAGUGUUUUUGUUCUUUAAUGCUGAUGAAAAAGAACCUUUUGGGGGGCAAAUUGUUUUAUUUUCAUAUUCAUCUUUUUCAUUUUGUUUGGUGGAGGCUCCACCGGGAGCUCAAGGUGGAUGCUUCAGGUUUGUGGGGUGUGGAAGGGAUGGGGGAGGACAUUUUUUUUUUCCACCAGUUUACAGAACAGGUAAAGAAAAUGGAGGAAAAACGGAAAGAAGGACUCGGGUAUUUACUCUUACAGCUGAUUGGGUGUUUAGAGGAACUGGUUGGUGGAGUUGCCCUGAAACAUCUGAGUGUCUUCCGCACUGGCUGCUGCAGCGCCCUAACAAACAGGAUUAAACAAACUCAUUCGUCUUUUUUUCCUUUACUUUUGUAAAAAAAAAAAAAAAGGAAGAAAAAAAAAACAACAAAAAAGUGGACCAAAAUUUAAAAAGUGUGGUUUAAAUUUCAGGACGACCGGAAGAACGAUUAAACCAGUUUUUUUCUCUGACUGCUCCCUGUGGAGCUUCAAUUAUUUCAUCUUCCAUCUUCAUGAUUUAUUUUCAAAUAUCUAAAAAUCCAAACUAGAUUUCUGCUGCAGCUUCUUCUUAAGGUGUUCAGAUGAGUUUUCCUGCUUACACAAAAAAUAAGGAAACUAAGCACUACUAAUGCUGCCCUGUAAUGAUCUCAUUUAUUUAUUAAAAACGCAUCAGGUGUGUGUAAAAACCUGCUUGUUCCAGUUUCAGAGGCGUGGAUGGAGCUCCCUCUCCAGUUGUUUUGCUCUGAGGUUUAAAACUGCAGUGAACUGUUUUUUUACUAAGUGUCUUCUCCGUUUCUGCUGGAGAAAAGCAGAGUUUUAUUUUUUUAAUUACAGAGAGCAACAGGCAUCACUUCAAGCUACCAGAUAGUGUUACAGCCACCAGUUUUAGUUAUUUUACCCAUCUGCCAGGUAACCCGAUGCCUUUUUGUGCAUUUCAGCUUUUCCUGGGCUUCCUUGCAUAAGGUUUGCUGCUGUGAGUCUCCAUGCUUAAGUUCUUAUUGUAAGAGAAGUUUGUGGAGGUUGGAAGAGAUCUGAACGUGUUCUAACUUGGCUCAGUUUGGGGUUUUUUUUCUCAUUAACAGAAAAACUGUUUUGUUUACAGCUUUUUAUUGACCACCAAUGACAUCCAGUGUUGUCUGAUUUUAUUCUACUCCAUCUCUUUGGUUUUGAUGUUUUCUGCCUGACGCUUGCCUUGUUUAACCCGUACUGUUCUCGACAAAAAUAGAGCUGGUUAAUAAUCCCGACUCAUCUGGAUGACGUGUAAAGAUGUUGCCUUCAUGAUUAGUAGGAUUUUUUAAAUUGUAGUGGAAAAUGCAAACAUUCUACCAGAUUUAAAUCACACAGACAGUUUUUAUUAAGUUGCAGAAAUAGAGCAUUUUAAACUUUUAUUUAAUCCGGUAAAGACUUUUACAGAAGUUGCAAUGAUAGUUUUGGUUCUGACUAGACCAGAUGAUUCAUAAAACAGAUGUGAAGUCUGUCGUUUUCUGCAACGAUCAAAAUCCAGAUUUAUUGUUAACGUGGGAAGGUUUAUUUUUUUAGUUCGUGAAGUGGAAAUUUGUUGAGUUGUGAAUAGGAACUUUACAUUUUAAAAAUAGCUUCUUUAUUAUUAUUUUGGUUUUGUAGGCGUUAACUCCCUCUGUCGCCAUGAGCUGCAGUCGCUUCAAAGAAAAUAAAAAGGACUUUUUGUGCAUCUGAGAUUGAAAGUUUUAGUUUUUACUCCCAUUCCUUUUCUUUGAGAUGACUGGAAACUAACUGCACACAAACCUGAGUGAUCGCCAGCAUCAGUGCACAUCUUAUAUGAAGUCUUUGCUUUCCAAACUGGUCUCAUACUUCUGGACAUGUUAUUUGGGUUGUGUUGUACGAGGGGAGACGACAGAAUUAUGAAGGUCCUGGUUUUUGAUUGGAUGAUUAAAUGUUUACAUCUUUAGCACAACGUGCCAAAGUUACUUCCUGUGUUCUGUAUGAGGAGUAAUAAAAGGGUGGGGUGGAAGCUAAGAAUAGCUGGAUGAUUUGUUCAGGAUGUUUUUGUAUUUUCUUGCUUUUCGAUCCGUCGUCGGUGUUCCGCUUUCAUGCUGGGCGUUGUUACACUUAUGGAAGAAAACCGAUUGUCACUUAUAGGAGGAAUGUUAGAAAAAUUUAUUUCAUCACUAAAAGUAACCUUGAACACAGUCAUUGUUGAUUCUACAUGUUUGUGUCUUAUUUAGGAUAAAUCUGCAAUUUAUUUGAUACAAUUCAACUAAAAUCAGAGUGAACUUUGUGUUCUUUCAGCUUUUCCUUUAAACAGGGAUCAAGUGGUGAUUUGUUGUAAAACUGGGACCACUUUAACUCAGACACUCCCUGAGAAGAAGAACCCCCUAAGCCCUGAUCAGACAUCCAGCUCAGGACUGCGUAAGCUUCUCCAUCUUUUGUUUUGUUCAACGAUGAACGUCGCGUGCGAGUCAGAAAUCACAAAAAAAAAAAAAUGACGGAUCAACGAUUUAAAUAUUCAUUUGUAGGAAGAGGCACGAACAAAUGCCAGAAUCUGUGAAGAAUGUGGCUUUGAACUUUUGAAGUGGGGUUUAAGACUCUUGGGGAAGGGGUCAUGUGUGUAAAAGUGUAUAUUUUUGUAUAUACUACAUUAGUGUGUGUACAGUAUGUACAUAUAUACACAGUGUACUCCGCUGCAGUUCCUAGUUUUGUUGUCAGACUGUACAGCGCUUCUAACUGUUCCCUGUUUUAUAGAAUCUGCAGAAAUUCCACUUUGAAUGAGGAGAAAUGAUUAACUUAAAUAAAAGCAUUUAUAUAUAAACUAAA